AUGGAGCGAUCAAAACCCCAGGCCUUCCAGUCGACGUACGCGCCGCGGCUGCGCGCCUACCACAACUCCCUCCUGACGCCCGUGCUGCCGAGUGCGCCCUCGGGCCCCAUCUCGAGGACCACCAAGCGCGGCACCACCAUCAUCAACUACGCCGAGGAUGGCUUCGACGACCUCGAUGACGAUAGCGACGACCCCCGCCGCCGGCCCACGGGCUUGCGUAGCCUGCGCAAGGAGGACUCGGCCUCGCGCGAGUCCAUGAUCGACCGGGCCGGCAAGGAGACCAGGGAGCCCGUCGACGUCCAGGGCAUCUGGCGCGACUGGAUGGGCAAGCACCGCUUCGUUAAGAGCGACCAGCAGAACGCCGCCCAGGCCAGCCUCCCCCUGACCCUCAUCCCCAUCCGCAUCGACCUCGACGUCCCCCAGUUCAUCCCCGCCGCGCCCUUCCCCCCGCCGAACCCCAACGCUGUGGACAUGUCCAUGCCGCAGUACCGUCAGGGCGAGCUGACGGUCCCCUACAAGCUGCGAGACAUCUUCUGCUGGAACCUGCACGAGACGCUCAUCACUACGGACCAGUUCGCUCAGACCCUCGCCCAGGACCUCGACCUUCCGAACCGCGCCAGCGCCGUCGCGGAAAUCUCCAGGCAGAUCCGCACCCAGCUCGAGGAGUAUGCCGGCGUCGCCCUGCAUCCCCUGUUCCAUACGGAACAGCAGGUCCCUGCGCCACCUCCGCCUACGCAAGCGCAGACUGGCGCCGCGGCCACGCCCGCUGCCGCCCCGACCAACGGCAUCACGGUGAGCACGCCGAGGGCCAGUGCUGUGCUCAAGUCGAGGGAAGACUCCCCCAUGUCCCUGGCGAGAGGUCUGUCGAGGCCCGACACGCCAGCACAGACGGGGGGACCGGCCACGCCGACUCCAGCUCCCAAUGUGACGGCCGAAGCCACACCGAUCCUUCCCGACUCCGACGACUACAACCCCGACGACACGUACCGCUGCGUCGUCAACCUCAACCUCAACCUGGCAUCCAUGCUGUACACGGACAAGUUUGAGUGGUCGCUCCUCCAUCCUCCUGGCACGGCCGAAGCGUUCGCCAAAGUCACCUGCGCCGACCUCGGACUGACGGGCGAAUGGAUUCCGGCCAUGACCCACGCCAUCUACGAGGCCGUUUUGCGCCUCAAGAAGGAGGCCUGCGAAGCCGGCGGCCUGGUUGGCGGCUGGGGUGGCGCGCAGCAGGACCUGCCCAACGACGCGGCCAACGGCGCCGAGUCCGGCUGGAGGUACGACCCCGACCACCUGGCCGACGACUGGGAACCCAAGGUCGAGAUCCUCAGCAAGGAGGAGAUGGAGAAGCGCGAGGGCGACCGCGAGCGCCAGGUCCGUCGCCUGCGCCGCGAGACGGCCCGUUUCAGCUCCACGGCCGGCAUGCUCGGCGGCACGCCCUUUGGCGCGCCCGCCAUCGACUUCGAGGAGGAGCGCAUGGGCCGAGGCGAGCGUUCCAAGAAGAAGCGCCGCUUCCGCAGCCUGAGUCCCCUCGGCCGCGGGGGUACGCCUGGCGGUCGUGGCACGCCCGACGUAGGCGGCUACGGCGGCGGCGGCGCCCUGACCGACGCCGAGAGGACGACGUGGCGAUGUUCUCACUGCCGCGUCUGGGGAACCAGCGUCUGGGCGGUUCGCGACGGGCCUGCCGGCUCAAAAACCCUAUGCGCCAACUGUGGCUACCUGUACGAGCGCGACCGCAGGCUCCCGCGGCAGACCAAGAACCUGCACCUGGCAGACGCCCGGGCUGCCUAA
Messenger RNA from Purpureocillium lilacinum, 1788 nucleotides. RefSeq names its product chromatin structure remodeling complex protein sfh1. Gene Ontology annotation, cellular component: nuclear chromosome; RSC-type complex; nucleus. Lineage: Eukaryota; Fungi; Ascomycota; Sordariomycetes; Hypocreales; Ophiocordycipitaceae. Gene Ontology annotation, biological process: positive regulation of pseudohyphal growth by positive regulation of transcription from RNA polymerase II promoter; chromatin remodeling. Gene Ontology annotation, molecular function: zinc ion binding; transcription coregulator activity. The record is from RefSeq and is a predicted model, not a curated record.